CAGCGCGGCGGCUGCAGGAGGAACUUCGCUGGUCGUGCAGUUGGCAAAGUGACGAAGUUGUUCUCUGGGGGAGAAACUGACGGAAACUUUCCCAAAGCAGAAAGGAAAGAGGAACCAUGACUUCGACCAACGUGUUCCAGGGGCUGGAGAGCGGCUCCAAGCCCAGUUCGAGGGUUCUGCAGCCUCCUGGAGGUGGCUCUAGUAACCUGUUUGGGGGCUAUGAAGACGAUGGUGCAGCAUCAAGAAGACCGAAUAAAAUGGCCUCCAAAUUGUUUGCUCCACCAGAGGAAACCAUGAACGUGACCAGACGCUCCAAUCCUCCAGGUGGGAAGAGCAGCGGGAUAUUUGCGGAAGCUGAACCUCGUGCUCAGCCACAGAGACCCAAACCACCGGGGGGGUCCACUAGCAUCCUAUUCGGGGCUGCAGACAGGGCAACUGUGCAAAGCCCAAACAGAAACAAGCCAGUGGACAAUCUAUGUGUGGGACCGGAACCUAAAACACCAGCACCUGUGGUGAAGGAAGAAGUUGUCCGCCCGUCUCCCGUGGCAGCCAAAGAAGCUCCUGCUCCUGCCCCUGCUCCUGUGCCCGAGCCCAAACCCGCUACUUCCUCCCCUUCUUCCUCACCUCCUGAUGACGAGUCUUCACUGAAGAAACAUGAGCCUCACCUCGGACCCAGGCCUCGCUCUCACAACAGGGUCCUUAACCCGCCCGGAGGAAAAUCUAGCGUGAUGUUCUACUGAUCAGCUGAGCACAGCACUCCUCCCUGUUUUGUGUCUAUUAACUCCUUGUCUGAUACCCCGCUAAUCUUCUCUCAUUCCUUCACGCUUCUACACCCGGUUAUUUCACCUGUACGUCUAAACACACCAGGAAUUUUGUUUCCAUGGUCAUGUAUGUUCUCCCCAACUUCUUGCACUUUCUUUCCCAUUUCUUGCUCCUUGCUCUUUGUUCAAGUUGUAUUGUUCUUCACCGAAACCUGCUAUCGUACAAUCACCAACCAGUGAGCUGUUAGUCACUUGGACUGUAUCAAUAUUGCGGUUCCAUUUUUCUGUGUUUGACCAUGUGUAAAUGAAGUUUGGUUUAUGUGUCAAUCUUUAAAUCACGUAUUUUGCAUCUCAAGAAAGGUUGAGACAACUGAAGAAGCUUUAAAUGACUGUGGAUUAUAAUGUUCUGGUGUGAUUACAAUCAUUGCAUAGUGUCAUUGCAGGCCCCUCCUCAAAUUUCCCAAAAUAUAAAUUCAGACAUGAUGGGGUGAAUGGAUCUUUCACCAUUUGUAAUAUGUGAAAUGUUUCAGGGAGUGCCACCUUUAUAUUUGCUGCCAGUUCCAACAUAAAACCAUGUGUUUGGCAGUUAUUCCAAAUAUUGCAUGUUAGAAUUUCACAAAGACUUAAUACGAAGAAGCCUUAAAUUGCAUGUGUUAGAAUUUCACAAUAACUUGAUAAGCAGAAGCCUUAAAUCAUCCAAGUGUUCCUUCUUGCCUGGUUCUGAAUUUCAAUGUGUCUAGGGGGACAAACCGUGUUCAGGGAGAGAUGCCAAAAAAUAAUUGACCCCAAAACAAAGACGAAUGCAAUUGUCUCCUCCUAAAAGCUUUGGCUUCCUUAAAGAAAUUCCAUCUAGAUUUCAAUGCGAAUGUAUUGUGUGCAGGUACUUUCUGCUUUGUCCUCAUUGCUUGCGUCAUCUGAGAACAUGCCUUUUCUUUGCUUGGGGUAGGCCUCUGUUUAUGUUUUAAAUUAAAACGGCUGAAGACUGAACUCUGGACAAGCUCGUGGCCUACCUGAGUCUGGGUGGGCUCAUUGAUAAUCAACUUUACAAUCACUUCACAAUGCACAUUAAUGCUAUUCUGGUGCCAGCCUGUCCCCAGUGUGUCCAUGUGCCUGGCAGGCAAUGAGCGCAGCGGAAGAAAGAUAACCUGUGUAUUGCAAUAAAAUGUUGUUUUGCAUUAA
Messenger RNA from Limanda limanda (common dab), 1940 nucleotides. RefSeq names its product Jupiter microtubule associated homolog 2 (gene jpt2). The record is from RefSeq and is a predicted model, not a curated record. The coding region runs from base 117 to 740 and encodes 207 amino acids. The transcript is spliced from 5 exons. Gene Ontology annotation, cellular component: nucleus. NCBI's taxonomy places the organism in Eukaryota, Metazoa, Chordata, Actinopteri, Pleuronectiformes, Pleuronectidae.